GUACGCACCUCGGAUUGUGCGGUCAACUAUACAAGGUACGAACCUUGCAGUUGAACCGACAAUCUACUCCUAAAGCCUUUUUAAGGUCAGGAUAAAAAAGUUCCUACACAUCAAUACAGUUGAAUUUACGAAACGAAUUUAAAAAAAAAUGGCGUUCUUUGUGUUUGUGCUAUUGUGUGUUGCUGUUGCUGAAGUGAAAAGCGCGAUUUUAAACCCGUGGAGCAAAGUUGAGGCCGUUGAAUGUGGUGUGGAAGCAAGCACCAACUUGGUCCAUCAUAAUCCUUGGCUGGUCUACAUCGAGUAUUGGCGUGGAGACACGGAUACUGAAAUCCGAUGCGCCGGUACCUUGAUCGACAGCAAGCAUAUCGUCACAGCUGCCCAUUGCGUUAAGACUCUGAAGUUCAGUCGUUUAGUCGCCCGUCUUGGCGAAUACGACGUAUAUUCUGAGGAGGACUGCGUUCAGGGAGUUUGUGCCGACCCGGUCGUCCGGAUCAAUGUGGCUGAAAUCAUCGUGCACCCUAACUAUAGCAACCGGGAACAUGAUAUUGCGAUAUUAAGGCUUGAAAAAGAAGCUCCUUAUACCGAUUUCAUCCGACCCAUCUGUUUACCUUCUGGCGAUCUCGAGAAAGAUACCCAGUUCUUCGCAGCCGGCUGGGGUGAGAUCCCCACGAAAGGUUUCUUUAGCCACGUGAAGAAAAUCAUCCCAUUGCCGUACUGGACAAGGGAGGAAUGCCAGAGGGUAUACCAGUACAAUCACAUCCCGGAAAACGUGAUCUGCGCUGGUGGGGAGGAGGGCAUCGAUACUUGUAGGGGUGACUCUGGAGGUCCUUUAACUCGAGUGAGAGACACCAUUGAGCUGUGGGGAGUGACCAGCCAUGGUAACAUCCACUGCGGCACAAAGAACUCUCCUGGCAUUUACACCAGCGUCGCUGACCAUCUGGACUGGAUUAAGACUGUUCUCGAUUCUUAAAUAAGUGGAAAUUACCGACUAAGGCAUCGUCUUACGGCUUUCGAGUUUAUGUAAAUAUUAAUACUGACAAAAUGUAAAAAAAAUAGUUUUAAGAUUUGAAAACUGACGACAAAUGAUCUCUUUAAUCUUAAUUUUAAAACUUAAAAAGCUUUAUUUAAAAUGAAAUAAAAAAAUGAUAAGUACAUUUUAAAUGUGGAUUAUUUAUUUUGUUUAGUUUAAAUGAAAUAAUAAUUGUGUAGUCUGAGUCUGUGCCUUACAAAAACCAUUCCAUGUACAAUUAAUAUUAAUAUUUAUUGUAUAUAAAAUCACUUUAUUUUAAAAUGUAAUUUUCCAUUGACGAGAAAUGUCUAAAAUUCACAUGUGCCUUAAUUGCCACACACUAGUACUUAAAGGACCAACUUGUUGUAAGAUAACUUAAUUAUUUAUUAUUUUAAAAUCUUAAGGAGACAGCUAGUACCUCUCUCACACAAAUAGUUUUUAUAAGUGCCACAAGUAUUCUCUUUACAAAAUAAGAAAAGUAAAUUGAAUUAUUAAAAUGUCAUUACAUGUCAUAUUCAACGACUUUUCGAUUUUGUCUUCGCUUUAAUAGAAAUAAAUGAACAAAAUAUGGUUUAAUAGAAAAAAAAAACAGUACAAAUAAUAUUUAAUUUUUGUUUUCAUGAUUUGUUUUUUUUUUAUUUUACAAUUAAUUCCAAAUAACAGUACGUUACAAUACACCGAAAACAUACCAGUGAUUAUUUGGGAUUGUCUCAGAAAGUGGCGAGCAAGUCGUAAAAAAUAUUUAUAAAUUUU
Spodoptera exigua (beet armyworm) is the source of this 1762-nucleotide messenger RNA. The record is from the annotation of a GenBank genome assembly. Lineage: Eukaryota; Metazoa; Arthropoda; Insecta; Lepidoptera; Noctuidae.